CGAAUAAACACAGCAGCUAACUAAUAUAUACGACUAUCGUCGAACAAAAAUCUCUAGUUCCUAAUACCAACAGCUCAAGAGUCUUGAGUUAUACAAUAAAUAAAUAGUUCGCCAACAUACAUAAUAUUAUAUAUAUACACGAUGGCUUCAGCCAUAUACACGAACCAGCCUGGUGCUCAGUACGGAUAUCCACAACCGCCUCCUUCGCCUCCAAUGGACGAAACCUCGAAAUGCUCUCUUCCUUCGAUCUCCAACUUAUUAGUAAUGGCAGACGGUGGAUCGCCAACGACCGAGCAGUCGCCUCAGUCUCAGCAAGGUAUGAACGGGUUAAACAACUUUAUUAUUAUGAAAGGCACUGUACUAAACUCCGGGGUAGCACCAUCAGUGAAGGUAGAGACUCGACCGAAUUCGGCUCACUGUGCGAGCAGCGCUCCUCGAGCCGCUUUACCUCCUACUCCCCCUAUGAGUUCAGAUGCAUCCUUUGAUGGCUACAAUUCACCGUCGACGAGAUCAGUUUCUGUUGUAUCGGGACCAAACUACUAUUACGAGACGACCCCGCCACUAGAAGAUGUUCACCGCCAUCAGAUGGCGGCAGCGGUGGCACCUCGUAUGUCCAUGCAAGCUCCGGCAUAUUCGCAACCCGCUUUUACUACGCCAUACUUGGGUCAAACGCCAGUACCAGCUUACUAUCCCGCCACUCUUCCAGGAGUUCAGUCAGCUCAACCGCAGAUCUCGGGGCUCUAUUAUCAGAGGCCAUUGCCACAGGCGUUUCCUCCCCUACCAGUAACGGUCUCUCUAGGGCCAACUCAGGGGGCCAACCCGUGGCAACAUCAUCACUACAUUUCGCCAUCCUCGGCGGCGUCUUUCCCGCAGUCACAAGAUCGUUACAUCUGCCAGACCUGCAACAAGGCGUUUUCGAGACCAAGCUCGCUGCGGAUCCAUAGCCACUCGCACACCGGCGAGAAGCCUUUCAAGUGCCCUCAUGCGGGCUGCGGGAAGGCGUUCAGCGUACGAAGCAAUAUGAAGAGGCACGAGCGCGGAUGUCACGACAACGGCAACUCUCACCACUAAAGUACCAGCCCAGAAUCGACGUAUAAACCGUUCGACACUGUUAUUAUUUAUUGUUUUAUUCCUAAUGUGGACCUAGUCCUGUGCGGCUAUCCGAAGAGGAGGUUGGGAAGGACCAGAAAGU
Molecule: messenger RNA, 1192 nt
Organism: Daldinia vernicosa
Lineage: Eukaryota; Fungi; Ascomycota; Sordariomycetes; Xylariales; Hypoxylaceae
Exons: 2
Coding region: 142-1071 (309 amino acids)
Biological process (GO): regulation of transcription by RNA polymerase II
Cellular component (GO): PcG protein complex; transcription regulator complex
Molecular function (GO): DNA-binding transcription factor activity, RNA polymerase II-specific; RNA polymerase II cis-regulatory region sequence-specific DNA binding
Source: RefSeq, a predicted model, not a curated record